AUGCAUCACCAUUCUCAUUUCUUGGGACUGAUUUCAAUCCAUAUCGACCCACUGUUGGAUGAUCAGCGAGUGUGGUUUUGCCAAUGGAUGCGUUGAAAUCGCCAGAUAUUAUUUUAAUCCAGGAAUCAGAUAUUUGACUAUAUUCCCGAACUCAUUGACUAUACUCCCGAACUCAUUGAAUACGUUUCAAAAUGGAGUCACGAAGCAGAAACGCGUCAAUGUAUAUCUUUACAAAAUCAAGAAUAUUUAUGUGAAGGAACAAGUCAAUCAGGUCCACUUCGACAUCCAGUUAUGGAAAUGGUUGGAAGAAUGCCAAAACGAGAAGAAUCGCAAUGUGCGCAAUGGCUUUAG
Molecule: messenger RNA, 351 nt
Organism: Caenorhabditis angaria
Lineage: Eukaryota; Metazoa; Nematoda; Chromadorea; Rhabditida; Rhabditidae
Source: the annotation of a GenBank genome assembly